AUGUCGCAGUCACCAUCGUCAGCUGGUGCUAUGGGCAUCGGCAGCAUGCUUAACAACAGGGGAAUCGCGGGCACCGCACAGGGCAUAACACCCGACCAACAGCAUCCUGGCCAAAACCAUCCGCAGCUCGUGAUGGAUCGGCCAAAUUCGCCCCACGGCUCCGAACACUCCAGAUACUCGGGCCCCAUGAACGCGUCCUACCCUUCACCUUCCGCCAUGGGAACCUCAUUACCGCCCGUUCCCAAUGCCAACAUGGGUCCGACUUCAUUGAUCCAUCCCAGUCUUCCCCCGAACUUGAUGCACGGAAUGUCUCCAGGAGGCUACAAACCCGUCGAUGCCUCUCAGCCACCUCUGAAGGCUUACCCCUGUAGUACUUGCGGCAAAGGCUUUGCAAGGAGAAGUGAUCUUGCUCGUCAUGAACGCAUCCACAGCGGCGUCCGGCCACAUGUCUGUGAUUAUCCUGGGUGCGGCAAGCAGUUCAUUCAACGGUCCGCCCUUACGGUACAUCAGCGCGUUCACACGGGCGAGAAGCCCCACCAGUGUGAGCGCUGCGGCAAGCCUUUCAGCGACAGCAGCUCUCUCGCACGGCACCGUCGGAUCCACUCGGGCAAGCGGCCGUACAAAUGCCCUUUUGCCGAUUGCCAAAAAACCUUCACACGUCGAACUACCCUCACAAGGCACCAGAACCACCACACUGGCACUAUUGAGGAAGCCGCGCGCGCGACGGAAGAGGCUUUGGCACGAGGCGCAAUCGCUGCUGCCGCCGCCAGAUCUAAGCCGCGGUCGGAGAGUGAACAGGCGUCCAAUCACGGAUCGCCACUCUCUACCCCAUCUCCUGCGCAACGGACCAUGUCCAUGUCCCCAAGCACAGAAUUGGCCGGGAUGAAUAACAUGCAGUAUUUGAGCAACAACUCUUUGAGUAACAACUCUUUGCCACCUCAUCUUCGCGGGGAUGUCCACGUUGGUAGUCCCGCAUCGACGACAUCGUCGGGAUACAACACCGGGAUGCGGCCGACAUCUCAUCCCAGCGGAUACGGCCCCCCUCCCGCAACACUAGAGCCCAAUAUUGAACACCAACAAGGUCCAGGCAGUGCAGCCGGAAGCCCUCACCUUGGAAGCGUUGGAUGGGCGUCACCUGGUCCCGGAGGAUCUCCAACCCACAGUCUUGGCGGCAACGGAUAUGUAUAUCCGGACCCCGAAGCAGGAUAUCCUAACGGUGCCCCUUUAGGUAACCUGUUCUACAACAGCGCUGCUGCAGGCCGACGACAGGGGAGCACGGAGCCUGGAGCUACACAAUACGACGUAAAGCCACGACCGGGUGAGCUCUGGGCAGCUCAGUAA
Molecule: messenger RNA, 1341 nt
Organism: Lasiosphaeria miniovina
Lineage: Eukaryota; Fungi; Ascomycota; Sordariomycetes; Sordariales; Lasiosphaeriaceae
Exons: 3
Coding region: 1-1341 (446 amino acids)
Biological process (GO): regulation of transcription by RNA polymerase II
Cellular component (GO): PcG protein complex; chromatin; transcription regulator complex
Molecular function (GO): RNA polymerase II cis-regulatory region sequence-specific DNA binding; DNA-binding transcription factor activity, RNA polymerase II-specific
Source: RefSeq, a predicted model, not a curated record